Messenger RNA from Andrographis paniculata, 1369 nucleotides. RefSeq lists its product as uncharacterized. Gene Ontology annotation, cellular component: nucleus. NCBI's taxonomy places the organism in Eukaryota, Viridiplantae, Streptophyta, Magnoliopsida, Lamiales, Acanthaceae. Gene Ontology annotation, biological process: protein ubiquitination. The record is from RefSeq and is a predicted model, not a curated record. The coding region runs from base 75 to 1058 and encodes 327 amino acids. The transcript is spliced from 7 exons. Gene Ontology annotation, molecular function: protein binding; ubiquitin protein ligase activity.
UUUUAAUUUUGGAUUUUAUAUUUUAAAAUAAAUUUUGGUCCCAAAAAGGAGAUCGGACUGCUGCGCCGCCGCCGAUGGCCGAGGAAGAAGCGAUAGCGGCAGAAGUGGAGGCUGUCAAGGCGGUGUACGGUGAGGAUUGCCGAGUCAUUGAAGCUUUUCCUCCACAUCUUUGCGUUCACCUUAAGCCGCGCACCGCCGAAGUCUCUUCACAGCAGUUUGUUGAAGCAACUAUUGGAAUUCAUGCUGGUUCCAAGUACCCUGAAGUCCCACCUGAUAUUACUAUUAUCGACUCCAAGGGUCUAGAUGAGCAGAGGCAAAAACAUCUUAUAGCCAGGAUCCAGGAUAAAGCUUCUGAGCUUGCCUCAUGUUUAAUGCUCGUGGCGCUUUGUGAGGAAGCAGUGGAGAGGCUUUCUACCAUGAAUCACCCCGAGGGAGACUGCCCCCUGUGUCUAUAUCCAUUACUUGAUGAAAAUGCAGAGAACAACUCUCUUCCCUUUAUGAAGUUAAUGUCUUGUUUUCAUUGCUUUCAUUGCAAUUGCAUCAUCAGAUGGUGGAAUUGGACCAAGAUGCAAAAUGGAAAGGAAUCCAGUCAUUCUUCUUCCUCUAUUCAAGAUCGAAUAGAUACGCGCAAAGUGGUGGAAGGAAGUACGGGCAAGUGCCCGGUCUGUCGAAAAGUUUUUCUAAAGAAGGACAUUAAACAUGUUCUUGGCUUGGUUGAGAAUUUCACCCAUUUGGACUUCAGUGGGAUCAACAUCAACGAAGAUGUACUUCAAUCUGAUUCGGAGAAAAUCAGAAAACAGAAGUUCGAUGCCAUUCUAAAACUCCAGCAAGAAAACAAUGGCCUGAUCGAACCCAAAAAAGAAGAGGUUCUCCAGCCAGGCAUGUUCCUCCCCCAGCCAAUUACUGUCCCUUCAACACAAUCAGCAAACAAUGCGAAUCCAGAAAGUUCUGUCCGAAUAUCUGGCUCAAGGAGACGCAGUAAUUCGGCCCGGAAGCAGCAAAAUCCGAGGAAACAAGUAAGUCAAUGGGUAAGGAAAGAGCAUCCCUCUGAAGAUUGAACUUAUAUGAGUAUUUCAAUCUGCUCUUAUACAAAACCAUUGCAUUAUGUAUUGUAAAUGAAUUGAGCCAAUUCAUCAUCAUAUUUACUAUUUGUACUGCUGAUAAUAAUAAUCAGAUGCAUAUCAAUUGAUUGUGUUUAUGCAAAUAGAGUUCAAGACUAGAGAACUCUUUUAUAUGGGAGGACAAAAUUGACUGAUUAUGUCAAUGGGCCUCUAAAAUUUUCUAUUGGGCCGAGCCCAUAGAUUACUGUCCAGCCCAUUAGAGUAAAUUGUCAAUAUUUCUCUUGUCUUAUUUAUUUUAUUUACGGUUC